Molecule: messenger RNA, 1419 nt
Organism: Aplysia californica (California sea hare)
Lineage: Eukaryota; Metazoa; Mollusca; Gastropoda; Aplysiida; Aplysiidae
Product: putative amine oxidase [copper-containing]
Exons: 10
Coding region: 1-1419 (472 amino acids)
Biological process (GO): amine metabolic process
Cellular component (GO): plasma membrane
Molecular function (GO): primary methylamine oxidase activity; quinone binding; copper ion binding
Source: RefSeq, a predicted model, not a curated record
AUGACGAUAAAACAUGAGGUGAAGUACCUGGACUGGACCUUCAGUUUCCGCAUGUCUCCCUUCAGCGGCCCCCUGGUGUAUGACGUCAGGUUCAGAGGGGAGAGAAUCGCUUACGAAAUAGGACUCUCGGAGGUUGCAGUCUUUUAUUCUGGGUUUGCUCCCUUUAUGCAAACUCAAGACCUGGCAGACAGUGGCGCCCUCCUGGGUACACAUGCCAAGACUCUGGUGGCUGAUGUAGACUGUCCCGCCUCGGCGACGUUUGUGAACCAGGUUCUGUGGACUCCCCAGACGUUCGUGAACCAACACAGCGCUGAGCCAGCCGUGUACGCGCGUACCUUCUGUGUGUUUGAGUUCCCCAACGGCUACCCUCUGAGGAGACACUCGGCCUAUGGACUGCACCAGGGAGCCUUCUACGGCGGUAUGCAGGACAUCGUGCUCACGCUGCGGUCAGCGCUGACCAUUGGGAACUACGACUAUCUCGUGGACUUUGUCUUCCACCAGAACGGCGUCAUCGACGGACGCUUCAUGAGCACAGGCUAUAUCCAGAGCUCCAUGUAUUCUCACAACGAGCGGUACGGCUUCCAGAUCAGCAAGGGUGUGCUGGGAAAUCUCCACCAACACCUGGCUCACUUCAAGGUCGACCUGGAUGUUGGUGGCACGGACAACAGAUAUCACACGCUGGACAUUAGACCUCAGGAGAUCAACAUGACACUGGUUUCUUGCUCGUUCUCCCGGAAGUUCCCGGACCGGAAGUACCACCAGAGCCAUUUUGAGCCACAUUUGCUGCGGGACGAGCAGGAAGCGUUGUACCAGUUCAACUUCGACACGCCCAGAUACCACGUGAUCAGUAACGAAGCUAAGAAGACGGACACGGGCCUGGCGAGGGGAUACAGGCUGACCUUGAACGGCAUGAGCAAGUUCCUUCAGUCACGUGACCAGCAGAACGAGCCUCUGGCAUCCUGGGCGCGUCACCAACUGGCGGUGACCAGACACAAGGACAGCGAGCUGACGUCAUCCUCUAACUACGCCAUGUUUGAUCAGCUGGAGCCCACCGUCAGGUUCACAGACUUCUACAAGGACAAGGAGAACAUCGUCGACCAGGACCUGGUGCUGUGGCUGACCCUGGGCAUGCACCACAUCCCCCACACAGAGGACCUGCCAGUGACCACAACGACGGGAACCGUCCUCUCCUUCUCCCUUCUGCCCUACAACUUCUUCCCCGAGUGCCCCUCCAUGAGCUCACGGGAUAACGUGUUCAUCGGGCACAAGAAUCGCAGGGACCCUUCUCAAGGAGUCCGAGUGGACCAGUUUAACGGCCCCGACGACCAGUGCGUGUCUCCAAAGUCCACGUUCUUGGAAGAUCUGGAGGGUGACCCAGAUAUCGUUAUACAGACCAAUAAGCCUCACUUGGUGCAGUGA